CCUCAAAGUACAUAAACUUCGGCCAAAUACAGACAACAAGGAUUAUUAUUCAAUAUAUUAUAUUAAAUGUAUGAAAUGUUUAGUAUUGUCGAUGAAUUACUCCGCUUGGAAAGCAAAAGAUUCGCGAUACGUCACGAUACGACAACGCAUAUAGUUUCUACGUGGAAAUGAUUUCCUGACGUGUUAUAAAAUCGAUGCAGAGUGAACAGUCUCGACGCUCGAUCGUUCUAUCAAAUUACAAAGACGCAUACGAAUAUGUAAAUCCUCGCGUCGAAUUUACAAAGUUAGACGAAGCGAUAAUCUUGCCGAAUAAGCCGACUUCCGCGAUGACAUCGACGUUACCAGAAGAAGAUAGUAAAACGGCAAAAAUAAAGCAGAGGUUGAUGAGUAACGGCCACAUAAAGGAAGAAAAGCGUUCCUUCUUAAAUUUCUCGCGAGAAAACUUGAGCGUCUCACAUUCCGAUCUUGAGCAAGGAUUCAACAGAUCGCGACAAAGACCGAGCAGAAACAUGAUUUUGAAUGUAUCCGCUCUCAUAAUCUCCAUUCUUUGCCUCGGUCUUGUAAGCUGGAAGCUGAAUUCGAACGCGCGCGAAAUUGAGCAGCUGAAGAGGAAUGUCAACAACUUGAAACGAUUUCUGGAAUUAGAUCUCAUUAAUGAAAUAAAAACUCUCAAAGAAUUGUACGCAGAGUCCAGCGAAGAUAAUGAUCCAGGCGAGGCGGACAUUGAUAACGCCGAUUAUGACUCUAAUUACGACGAUUCUACAUCGCAUGACUAUACCGAUAAUCCCCGUACUCUUUUGACUUAUGGCUCUAGGUCAGUGGACUUUCUGAAAACUACAUCGGUACCUACAUCCAUGGAUCCUCAUAAGGCUAUUGUUAAAAACAAACAAGAAAAUUACAAGAAUAUCGAAGAACGUCUUGAGGAGAAACGCACAUCAUUAAAUCGCGAGAAGAUUGGCGAUGCAAAUAGUACAGAACAUCAACACGAUAUCACCACGAGAAAUACGUCUGCUAAUACAGGAUAUAUUAAAGAAAGUAUCAAAUUAAAACGAUCUGUAAGCGAUCAUACAGUGACCGAUGACUCUUUGAUGAAUACGUCGAAUUAUCAUCAUGCCGGACGAUAUCCUACUAAGAAGACUCUCCGAAACAUGUCCAAAACGCAUCCUUAUACAAACAACAAAAGCCACACAAAUAAUACUGAAAUCGCACUUCUGGAACACACAAAUUCAACACCACAUUCUCCGAAGAAGUAUCACACCCACGCGCGUCUGGAGACAUUUCCUUCAAUGCACGAUGACCAAUUAAGCGAAGCAAUUAUUCAGCCUAACAGCCGUAUGAGCGACAACUUAGAAAGUGUGAGUGGCGAUGGAGUUAAUUGGCGGAAUCGCGAUAUCAAAGAAAUCGAAAUUCACAAAUCUGUUCAGGUUUACGCUAUUCAUUACGGUGCGGAUAGCGCGCUCUUCACCGCGGAGGAUGAGCACACCGGCAACGGGAGAGCGCGACACAACCACGACAUCUUCAAGGCAUGGCGACCAAGCGGUUGGGUGGCCGAUCUCGAUAUGAACAGGCACUUUACACUUGCUACUAGCGGUACUCUCACUGUGCAUGAACCAGGAUUAUAUCUGGCAUACGCGCAGAUUCACUAUGUGGACGUGCACGAUGAGAACGGUUUCCGCCUCCUAGUCAACAACCAAUCUAUUUUACAAUGCAUGGUGUAUAGCCCAGGCAAAGGACACAAGAGCCGUUCAUGUUUUUCAGCCCAAGUGACUGUUCUGCAGGCAGGUGAUCACCUAGUCCUGAAAGAUAUUGGUUCAGCAAGAUAUACUCUCUUUCAACGCGAUAAAAGUUUCUUCGGUUUGGUGAAACUCGGAGAACUCAGACAGCAGCAGAAACAUCAAACACAACAAUUGACACAUCAUUAAUUUAAAACGCUUUAAAAUUAUCGGCAACAUUAAGAAAAUGAUAAGCGAUUUGUAGUCAUCGAUUUCUUACCCUUAAAAGGGAGCUUCAAGUUGGCGAGAGAUUUGUAUCUAAUGUAUUAUAACAAUCUUUCUACUCUUGCGUGAGCAAUAUUAUUAAUAAUUUCAUUUUGUAAAGAAAUUACAUUAUUUCUUUGCUAUAGAAUUUUUUAUAAAUUUUAUAAAAAUUGAUUAGUACGCGCUGCACGUUAUUUUCGUUUACAUAAAGAGAAUCUCCAAAUAUUUUAAUUCGUUUAUAAAAUGUUAUAUAGAAUAUGUAUGUUCACACAUACACAGAUAUAUUUGUAAAGGAAAUAAUAUAUACAUAUAUAUUUAAGAACAAAGAGAAAAAUGUAUUAUUAAAAUAGUAAAACUA
Cataglyphis hispanica is the source of this 2334-nucleotide messenger RNA. RefSeq names its product protein eiger (gene egr). The transcript has 6 exons. Gene Ontology annotation, cellular component: membrane. NCBI's taxonomy places the organism in Eukaryota, Metazoa, Arthropoda, Insecta, Hymenoptera, Formicidae. The coding region runs from base 195 to 1922 and encodes 575 amino acids. Gene Ontology annotation, biological process: immune response. Gene Ontology annotation, molecular function: receptor ligand activity; tumor necrosis factor receptor binding. The record is from RefSeq and is a predicted model, not a curated record.